AUGGUAAAAAUAAAUAGCUUUUUGAUUUCAAAUGCAAAACAAGAAUUGCAAUAUUAUGGUGUAGAUUUGACAGAAGAAGAAUUGUUGGGUGUUUUUCAAGAAGCUGCUUUGGUAGCUGAAACUAAUGAUGAUUUAGAAGAAUUUUGA
Molecule: messenger RNA, 147 nt
Organism: Entrophospora sp. SA101
Lineage: Eukaryota; Fungi; Glomeromycota; Glomeromycetes; Entrophosporales; Entrophosporaceae
Source: the annotation of a GenBank genome assembly